Melanotaenia boesemani (Boeseman's rainbowfish) is the source of this 2922-nucleotide messenger RNA. RefSeq names its product ataxin 7-like 2b (gene atxn7l2b). Lineage: Eukaryota; Metazoa; Chordata; Actinopteri; Atheriniformes; Melanotaeniidae. The transcript is spliced from 9 exons. Bases 537 to 2273 code for a protein of 578 amino acids. The record is from RefSeq and is a predicted model, not a curated record.
CACUGAGCGGCAUCAAGUGCGCUUGAAACAAAGGACCCGCUGGGUCCUAACGCAGGAGGUUCUAACAAUAAUACCUACCAAUACAAAUUUAAGUCAUUCUUUUAAUACUUUUAACAUAGAAGUCUAGUGAAAUAAAAGGUUAAUUCAAACAGAUAUUCACAGUUAGGCUAUGGCUUAGAUAAAAUAAGUUCAGACUAUUCAAAAUGCGUGUUUUACAAGAACUGCUUUACAUUAGAUGCGUGGACCCUCGACAGCCCUUCUCAGAUCUGGUCUGAUGUGACAUUCUGCAGUUUUUCUAGCAAAGCUAUUCUAGUCCCCUGCUCUUCACCCUGCUGACUCAUGACUGCACACCAACAUUCAGCACCAACCACAUAGUGAAGUUUGCAGACGAUACGACUGUAGUGGGUCUCAUCUCAAAACAACGAUGAGACACUACAGAAAGGAGGACAGCCAACUGCACAUCACCGGUGAAGACCGGUUCACUUCCUCCGCAGGCUGAAGAGAGUGAAUCCAGUGCUGAAGAUGGAAAGUAUGGGAUGCACCGUUCUGACACCAUGACUCUGGGGAAAGAAGAUAUGGAUAUAUUUGGCCACUGCCCAGCACAUGAUAACUUUUAUUUGGUGGUGUGCAGCCACUGUGGACAGGUUGUGAAACCUCAAGCCUUUGAGAGGCACUGUGAAAGGUGGCAUAGUGCUAUCACAAGGAUAUGUGGUCAGUCUUCUAUCCUUGCAUCUCAGCAGCUACCUUCCCCAGACUGGCAUCCUUUAAAUAUUCCUUCAUGUGUGGAAAAGCUAAAAUGUAACAAGGACAGUGCUCUGUCCUCAGCAGUGUUACCUGCCAACCGGCACUGCCCUAAAAAUGUCCACAAUGAGACAGUAAGGGUUCCUCCUUGGCACUCAGGACCCCUGCCCCCUGAUGAUGAUUCCUCAUUCACUUCUCUGUCAAAGAGUCACUCUUUGCAACAGUCGGCAACUGUGGAGUUGACUGGGUCUAACAUUCCUCUGCAAGGAAUGAAAACCUACAGCCGAAUUAACAAAAACGUCAACAAAAAAGACUAUGAGCUGAACAAACACUGCACAGUUGUGGAUCCAGAAAGGAAGAAACUGUGCAACAGAGAACUUAUAUGCAAUGCAAAGUCCAUUGCUGAGCACCAGAAAGCAUCGGAGAAGCUUUACAUCGUUGGUCAGUUGGCAGUGGAGCAGAAAAAAGUCUCAGAAGGUCAAGACAGGGAGCGACAUCCGAAUAGUUUUGAUGCAAAUCUAACAACUCGAGGCAGUAAAUGCCUCAUUUUGAGGAAUCCAUCAGAAAAUUCACCAGAGGAGGAUAGUAAUGGCGCUGUGGAAGUGGAGAUACAGCCUCCAUACCCUUUUAACCAGAGCCUAUUGUCAAGUGAAGAUAGUGAAGAGGAGGAUGAAGAGGAGGAAGCCACAGAUCUUCCUGCUACACCAUGGCACCCCAAACCUCUUGGCCUAUGCACUUUCGGAUGCCACACACUGGGUGUCAGCAUCUACACAUUUGACCGGCGUUUGCACCACCUACGAUUUGCCCUCAGUGCCAUGAUGGAUCGUCAUGUCAAUGCACACUUGUGGAGAAAAAUGCCUCAGGUAUCAUCAGGUCUCAGGUCUCAUCACGUUUCACCUCCAGCCACUGGAACAUCUGUCAGGGAUGUGGAUAAACCCUCUAAAUCCACUGCCCCCUUCAGCCACGAGUCUACCUCAAAGGAACAACAGGAAAUCAAAAACUUUCAGCAGAACUGUCACAUUAGCAUGCCACCUUAUUCCACCACCACAACUAGUUUUGGGUCUGGUAAACACCGCUACCCGAUUGUGCGACCCAGAAAGGCUCAGAUGAUGGAGGUGGAGCUAAUGCAAGAUGCUAAACCAGCACUAAAAGCUUCCAAGCUGUUACACAGUGAUGAGGACAUAUCUUCCAGAUACAUCAGAGGUCGCCCUCUUCAUGAGAUGGGCAAAUCACAUGUUCCUGCCUUUCAAAGACCAGCCAAGAGUAACAUCUCACAGGAAGAAAAGCCAUGCUUUCCUCCACCUGUGAGGCACACCGAGAGACAGAUUUCAGAUUUGGCAAAACCAGCCCACCACCCUCCCACCAGCAGAGAAAGCCCACCAGCUAUUCAACAGAAAAUGGACAGUGAUCACAGAUGUUCUGCUCAGAAGCGCAAAAGUAGCACCAAAUCAUUGCCUGUCAGCUCUUCUGCAUCCAGAACGUCCAAGUAUAAAUGUUUUUCCUCCCUUUCCUGCCCCAGUCUUAUCUCCUGAAAGGAUUAGAAUAUAAAAGACAUGCUCUCUCAGGGUUUGUAAGUAACAUCUGCUUCCUAAAGACAGAACUGCAGUUUGCAGUGAAAAUGAUGGACUGCCUUCCGUCUUUUUGUUAUGAUAGCUCAUCUUAGAAAAGCAAGAUGAUACUGUCUUCUUUAUCUGAGCUUAAUUUAGGUUUGUUUAUUUUUAAAGUGAAUUAUUUGUAAGUUGUUUACAUAUCAUCACAGCAGCUAUUGAACUCUGCUAGUAUGCAUUAGUGCAUGUAUACAUGUUUGCACACUUUUUAGUAUGUUCUUGUUGUUGUUUUAUGCACAUAUGUCAGGAAUUUAUUUUUAGGUUUUUGCAGAAUUCCUAUUUUUCUGGGUGUUUAAAUGUUUUAGUUGAAUAUCUGUAUAAAAACAGAAACAUACCUCAGUCUGUUCAUUUUGCUGCUAACACCAACUCAUUGAAUGCCAUAAUAACUAUACAAUUGUCAACUUUUAUGCCUUCUGUUUACUGUAGUUUAUCUUUGUUUCUCUAGUGAUCAAGCAUUAAAAAGCAGACUUUUGAAAUAUCUGGAGUUUUGCUUGAGUUUGAAGUCCCUUCUGUCUGUCUCAUUUGCAUUUUCUGACACCAGAUAAUCCCAACCAUGGAGAAAUGUUUUAGUUUU